Messenger RNA from Sycon ciliatum, 3746 nucleotides. RefSeq names its product dynamin-like 120 kDa protein, mitochondrial. The record is from RefSeq and is a predicted model, not a curated record. Gene Ontology annotation, molecular function: GTPase activity; microtubule binding; GTP binding. Gene Ontology annotation, biological process: mitochondrial fusion. The transcript has 33 exons. Gene Ontology annotation, cellular component: microtubule; cytoplasm; mitochondrial membrane. NCBI's taxonomy places the organism in Eukaryota, Metazoa, Porifera, Calcarea, Leucosolenida, Sycettidae. The coding region runs from base 83 to 2905 and encodes 940 amino acids.
CUUGUGUGAAGAUCAAUAAUUGGUUUGCUGAGGUGAACGUAUUUUUCUUCAGAGGAUGGUGUGAUUUAGUUGAAGACCAAGUAUGUCCAUGACAGCCACGUUACGGGCGCUGUCCGGUUCAAAAACCCAUCCACCACAUGGCAUGGCCAGAAGAACUGUUUUCACCAAGGCUGCCAAGAGUUUUGCUCGCAGCUUCGGAAAAUAUUCUGCUCGUGCAACUGUUGCUUGUGGAGCUGUUGGAGUAGCAGCUUAUGCUGCCGAUCAGGCGUACCAGCGUUUCCUGCAUGGCACACUGGACAAGUACGAGGCUGGGCGUGAUCGCCUGCGCUCACGAUGGCUAGGGGCACGGGACCGCGCUCUGGAUGGAGCCAAUAGCUUGCGAGGGUUGUUUGGCCAGUUUGGGCUGCAGCCUAUAAACGGUAUAUACUAUGAAGACUCGAAGCCAAAAAGAACGAUGCCUAGACCUGAUGAUGUUACAGAUGAGGAGAUCGAAGCAGCACUGGCAGCCGCGGAAUCAGUUGCAUACAAUGCCUCGAAUCCGGAUGGCUCACUCUCUGACAAGGAUAAAGAACUCGCUUCAAUGAAGUCUAAAAUCAAAGAGUUGUCUGAGCAGUUAUCCAGAGCCCACCAGGAGCGUGCUAAGUCACAGAAGGAAUUUGUCGAGAUGCAGAACCAAUUGCAACGGGAGCUGGAGAAGAAAGAGCAUGCCAAUCGAGACAUGAAGCGGCAGCUUUUGCUUCAGAAGCAAGAUGACUCGUCGGUAGUUUCGGGUCAGCGCCUUGGUGAGGAAGAUGAGAAAAAGCGUCCCUUGAUAGACAUGUAUUCCGAGCUACUCGACCUGCUCUCAGAGUAUGAUAGUGGCUUUGAUGUGCAAGACCACCUGCCACGGGUUGUGGUGGUUGGUGACCAAAGUGCUGGAAAAACCAGUGUCCUAGAAAUGAUCGCUCAAGCAAGGAUAUUUCCACGUGGUGGCGGGGAGAUGAUGACUCGAUCUCCAGUUAUGGUAACACUCAGUGAGGGGCCACAUCAUGUUGCUCAGUUCAAGGGUAGCAUGAAGCAGUACGACCUGACGUCUGAAAAGGAGCUGGAAUCCUUACGGAAGGAGAUUGAGCAGCGCAUGCGUGCCAGUGUAUCGGGCGGCAAGACCGUCAGUAACGAUGUCAUCUCGCUGUCAGUGCGCGGUCCCGGACUGCAGCGUGUUGUCCUCGUUGAUUUGCCCGGUAUUAUCAGUACUGUAACGAGCGGCAUGGCAGCUGACACAAGAGACAACAUUGCAGCAAUGAGCAGGCAAUAUAUGAAUAACCCUAAUGCAAUCAUCCUGUGCAUUCAAGAUGGUGCUGUGGAUGCCGAGCGGAGUAUGGUCACAGACCUGGUGCGCUCUAUGGAUCCGAGUGGGAAGAGAACGAUAUUUGUCAUGACCAAGGUUGAUCUAGCUGAGAAGUCGGCCGUCAAUCCUGGAAGGAUCAAGUCUAUCAUGGAGGGUAAAUUGUUUCCCAUGAAAGCGCUUGGUUACUUCGCCGUGGUUACCGGCAGAGGCAAUGUUGAUGACAGUAUUGAGACGAUUCGCCAGUAUGAAGAGCAGUACUUUGCUACGUCUAGCUUCUUCAGGUCGGGAGCGUUGAAGGCCAGCCAGAUGUCAACAAGGAACCUGAGCUUUGCUGUGUCUCGGUGCUUUUGGCAGAUGGUCCAGGAUUCUGUUCAGCAGCAAGCUGAUACGUUCAGAGCCCAUCGCUAUAACCUGGAGAGUGAAUGGAAGAACACAUUCCCACGGUUACGUGAGCUUGAUCGGAAUGAGCUGUUUGAAAAGGGCAAGGAUGAGAUUCUGGAUCACCUUGCUGAACUGUCUCGUAUCCAGCCGCAUACUUGGGAAGCCAAUCUGGUAGAGCAGCUUUGGAAGGAAAUGAGCACGCCGGUCGUGGAGGAUAUCUACUUCCCAGCAGCGCAGGGCACAACAGCUAGCAACUUCAAUACCAGAGCUGAUAUUCGCCUGCGUAACUGGGCCAACAAGGACCUGCCUCUCUUAUCAGUACAGGCUGGGUGGGAAGUACUGCUCGGAAACUUUGCUGCAGCUUUGCAGCCGGACGGCAAGGACAAGCAGUCUGAUCUCUUUGCAGCAUUGAAAGAAGAGGUGGUAAAGCAAUGUCGAAGUGAGCAUGUUGCUAUUGCUGAUGCCGUAGACAGACUACGUGUCAUACAAAUGAACACACUGGAAGACCGUGCAGUGACUAAUGCACACCAGUGGGAUGAUGCUGUCAAGUUCAUGGAGACUACACUUACAUCUCAACUCAAAACUGCACAAGACAAGAGCCGUGACAUGGUCGGCCCCACCGCCACUGAGCGCUGGUUCUACUGGCAGUCGAAGAGCAGUGAACAGUCGGACAGAGAUGCAGCUGUACAGGAGUUGAAUAGGCUGCUGGAUGCAAAUAAGGACCAUCCGGAGCGCUUGGCUGCUGAUGAGCUGACUACCGUUCGCAAGAAUCUAGAGACGCGCAGUGUGUCCGUCACAGAUCUGUUUAUUGAGGACACAUGGCAGCAUAUGUACAGGGAGCACUUCCUGACCAACGCAUUGUCCAACAUGCAGGAGUGCAAGAAAGCCUUUUACCACCGUGAACUAGCUACCAGCCAGCUGCGCUGUGACGAUGUGGUGCUGUUCUGGCGGAUCCAGCGCAUGCUACACAUCACUGGUAAUGCUCUCCGACAACAGAUUGAGUCUAGCGAAGCGCGCAAUCUGGCUCGCCAGGUCAAGCAGAUUCUCGACAGCCUGGCACACAACCCUGACAAGAAACGGCAGCUGAUCACUGGUCGACAAGUUGAGCUUGCGGAGGAACUAAAGCGAGUGCGAUCAAUUCAGGAGAAGCUAGACACAUUCAUCAGCACACUGCAGGAAGAGAAAAGGUCAGGCUGAAGUUUCUUACACUGCGCAAUGGUCUUUCCUGUCUCAAUGAUCAACGCACAGCAUGUCACGCAUCACACUGGUCACAUCACUCUGUAGAUAUGACCUUAACCUGGUCCGCAUGUGAUGGCACACUGAUUAGAGCCUGGUGGCGCUGCUGACGAGGCAUGCUGAUAUCCAGCCACCUGAAUGGCAUGAUAACACCAUGACAUCAUUGAUAACAUGAUGAUGUCAUGAGCAAUGCCUACACCAACCACCUACACCAGUCAGCCCGGUGGGAUUGUAUCGUGACGUGACGCUUAGUCCCGUACUGUCAUACGCUGCACAACUCCUUAUCAUAGCUUUCUCAGAGCAAAUAUUUGUUUGCUCUGGCUCGCAUGUGGCACUGGCUGCAUUGUUUGAUUUUCACUUUUAGAAAAAUAGUUUAUAGUUGCACUUCAUGUGCGGUUUUCUCAUACAAAUUCAAUAUUCUUUGUUUUUCCCCAGCGUGGACGCUGGGUUUAAUUUGUUCUACUGCUGCUGCUGCUGCUGCUAUCACUGCUGUCGUGUAUAUUCUGUUGCUAUCACGCUUGUUGAAAUGAAUAUAGUUAUUGCUUUUUUUGUACAUUUGUGUAUGCCCAUUGAUGUGCAGACACGCUUGUGCACACACCCAUCAUCCACGCUACACAGACAACACCUACGGGUCUACAUCAUAAUGUGCUUUGUUGUUGAAGGACUCGAACCUUACUUACAUCACGAUAAUUUCAUCAGUUGAGGACCUUUUUCGCAUCAGCUGUGGGCAUAUUGAAGUUGCUUUCAUACUUGCCAUUGUGUGCAAAGCACUGCGAGAUGAAUAUACUGGUACUUGCACAGA